This is a messenger RNA of Aureobasidium musti, 787 nucleotides long. Lineage: Eukaryota; Fungi; Ascomycota; Dothideomycetes; Dothideales; Saccotheciaceae. The record is from the annotation of a GenBank genome assembly.
AAAUUUUCGCAACAUGGCCAGCACUAAGGCGAAGCCUGGAAGACCCGUCAUCAAGGCCGAUACGACUCUCAAAAGUCCACUGAUGUUUGUAAUUCUUUGUCCUUCAUGUAUAGAUGCGCAAGCUGAUGCAGAACAGANNCCUGAGCUGAGCAAAGACAAGAGCCAAGUCAUCCUCGGUCUGUUAAACAGUCUCUUGGAACCAAUUGGAAGGCAUCGGGCUGCGCAUACUAAGAAAUCCUCGGGUAAACAAUCCAAAAAGCGCAAGAGGACGUCUGAGAAUGAUCCAAGCCCGGCUGUUGAACAACGUCCUUCAGAGCCGGAGAUUCUGAGACAUCUGACUGUUGGUCUGAACACGACAAGUCGCCAUCUGGAAAACGAGGCUGCUUUGUCAAAACCUGGAGCACUGCCCACCGCGGACAAGGAAAUCAAAGCAGAAGAGCAAACGAUCGGCAAACAUCUGGCCGCUGUGUUUCUCCCGAAGCCAAAGGAUCACUUAGUAUAUGCGCAUCUGCCUUUGUUGUGUUAUACAUCCUCGUGCGCACACAAGGACAAGGCACAGAGCACACGUUUGGUUCUCUUGGACCCUUCAUGUGAACGUGCAAUCGCCACAGCAAUGGGCCUCCCUCGGGCUGGUGUAAUCGGAGUGUUUGGCGACGCACCAGGUGCUGCACCUCUCUUGGAGUACGUACGAGACAACGUAGUUCCCGUCGAAGUUCCAUGGUUGGAGAAAGUGCUUUCUGGUCAAUGGAUGGGCAUCAAUGUUGAAACUCAUGUAUCUGGUCAAGUC